Messenger RNA from Chondrus crispus (carragheen), 555 nucleotides. RefSeq lists its product as hypothetical. The coding region runs from base 1 to 555 and encodes 184 amino acids. Gene Ontology annotation, biological process: Mo-molybdopterin cofactor biosynthetic process. The record is from RefSeq and is a predicted model, not a curated record. The transcript has a single exon. NCBI's taxonomy places the organism in Eukaryota, Rhodophyta, Florideophyceae, Gigartinales, Gigartinaceae.
AUGUCCAUCCCCCCCACCCCUGUGAUCGGGAUCCUCACCGUCUCCGACCGUGCCUUCGCCCGCGAGUAUGAGGACCGCGGUGGGCCGGCCAUCUCGGCCUACCUCACCUCGCACUUCCUCCCGCCCUUCACGGUGGAGACCGCCAUCGUGCCGGACGAACAGCCGCAGAUCGAAUCCGCGAUCAAGCGUCUCGCCACGACCUGCGCGCUCGUCUUGACCACGGGCGGCACGGGCCCCGCGCCGCGCGACGUCACGCCGGAGGCCACAGAGGCCUGCUGCCAGAGGAUGCUGCCGGGCUUUGGCGAGCGCAUGCGCGCCGUCUCGGUCGAAAAGGUCCCCACUGCCAUCCUCUCCAGGCAGACCGCCGGCAUCUGCGAUCGCUGCCUCGUCGUCAACCUCCCGGGAUCGCCGAAGGCCAUCGCGGAGUGUCUCGACCCCGUGCUUCCGGCCAUCCCGCACGCCGUCAGACUCGCCAGAGGAAGGAACACGCUCAAGCUCAAGCCUGAGUUCCAUCCCACCGGGAGGAUGUGCCAGGAGUGUAACGUUACGCAUUGA